This is a messenger RNA of Corythoichthys intestinalis (scribbled pipefish), 4906 nucleotides long. RefSeq names its product amyloid beta precursor like protein 2-like. The record is from RefSeq and is a predicted model, not a curated record. Gene Ontology annotation, molecular function: transition metal ion binding; serine-type endopeptidase inhibitor activity; heparin binding. The coding region runs from base 194 to 2503 and encodes 769 amino acids. The transcript has 18 exons. Gene Ontology annotation, biological process: axonogenesis; central nervous system development. NCBI's taxonomy places the organism in Eukaryota, Metazoa, Chordata, Actinopteri, Syngnathiformes, Syngnathidae. Gene Ontology annotation, cellular component: membrane.
CACAUUUGCACGGCGGAGAGACUCCUACACAGCGCCCUUCCUCACAUUUUCCCUGCCCGUCCAAACAGGCAAGAACAGGACUUGGUCGUGCUCGUCCAAACAGCGGAUACCACCGUAGCAUUCCUUAGGACUUUUUUUUUUUUUUUAAUAAGCGUGUCAGUUCUGUUAAGGAGUUCCCACUCACUCUCGGAAGAUGGGUUCCGUCCCGGUGAUAUCAGCUCUGGUUUUGGCCGUCGUGGUUCCAUCGUUGGCCGGAUACAUCGAGGCGCUAGCAGCCAACGCGGGCACUGGGUUCGCCGUGGCCGAGCCACAAGUGGCCAUGUUCUGCGGCAAGCUCAACAUGCACGUCAACAUCCAAACGGGCCGCUGGGAACCCGACCCGUCCGGAACCAAGGGCUGCUUGGGUAGCAAAGAAGGCGUGUUGCAAUACUGCCAAGAGAUGUACCCUGAGCUCCAGAUCACCAACGUGGUGGAGGCAAACCAGCCACUGCGCAUCGACAAUUGGUGCAAGAAGGAGAAGAAGGUGUGCAAGGGGCACGCCCACACCGUGGUGCCUUUCAAAUGCCUCGUUGGUGAGUUCGUGAGCGAUGUGCUGCUGGUUCCUGAGAAGUGCAAGUUCUUCCACAAGGAGCGUAUGGACCUGUGCGCUAGCCACCAGCAAUGGCACGGCGUGGCCAAGGAGGCGUGCGUCAAAAGCUCAACAGUGCUGCACAGCUACGGCAUGCUCCUUCCGUGCGGAACCGACAAGUUCCACGGCACCGAGUUUGUCUGCUGCCCCGCCUCGCGCGCUGAGGAAGCGGACGACUCAGCACGAGACCGAGAGGAGGUAGAGGAGGAGGAGGAAGAAGACAUUGAGGACGAGGAGAUUGGUGAAGACGACCUGGAUGAAGAUGAAGAUGUGCUCGAAGACAGUGACACUGCAGCUGAAGAGAAACCCACGCAGAAGGAGGAGCCGCAUGAUGAGGAGGGCGAGGUCGAAGAGGACGAGGAUGAUGACGAUUACGAUCACUAUGUCUACGAGGACGAGGAGAUAGAUGAAGAGGAAGACAAGAGAGACAGUAGCAGGAUGUCAGACAGCCGGGAAGACCAGGACAAAAGUCUGCAAGAAGUCAAAGCUGUGUGCACUCUGGAGGCUGAAACAGGUCCCUGCAGGGCCUCCAUGCCCCGCUGGCACUUUGACAUGAGCCAGAGGAAGUGUGUGCUCUUCAUCUACGGAGGCUGCGCCGGAAAUCGCAACAACUUUGACUCGGAGGAGUACUGCAUGGCCGUGUGCAAGCGACUAGCUACGCCCCCGACGCCUCAGCCCGCCGACGAUGUGGACAUCUACUUUGAGACCCCGGCGGACGACAAGGAGCACAGCCGCUUUCAGAAGGCCAAGGAGCAGCUGGAAAUUAGGCACCGUAACCGCAUGGAGAGGGUAAGGAAGGAGUGGGAAGAGGCUGACAGCCAGGCCAAGAACUUGCCCAAGGCUGAGAGGCAAACCCUGGUGCAGCACUUCCAGGCCAUGGUGGAGUCCCUGGAGGAGGAAGCUGCUAGCGAGAAGCAGCAACUAGUGGAGACCCACUUGGCUCGGGUGGAGGCCAUGCUAAACGACCGGCGUCGCCUGGCCCUGGAGAACUACCUGGCGGCCCUGCAGGCGGAUCCCCCUAGGCCUCACCGCAUCCUGCAAGCACUGCGCCGCUACGUGCGCGCCGAGAACAAGGACCGUCAGCACACUAUCCGACACUACCAGCACGUUUUGGCUGUGGACCCCGAGAAGGCAGCGCAGAUGAAGUCACAGGUGAUGACCCACCUACGUGUGAUUGAGGAGAGGAUGAACCAAAGUUUGUCUCUGCUUUACAAGGUUCCUUAUGUGGCUGAGGAGAUCCAGGAUGAAAUUGAUGAACUUCUUCAGGAACAGAAAGCCGACAUGGACCAGUUCUUGUCAUCCAUCUCCGAGUCCCAGCCCGACGUCACCGUUUCGUCAGAGGAAAGCGUGGAGGUCUCCGAGGGUAGACCCUUCCGGCCCAUCCAGGUCAAUUCCUUGGGGUCCCGCCCGGAAAUAGAAGGCGAUCUGUCUGACCCUUCGCGAGUCUUCAAGAAAGGCUCCGCCGUGUCCGACCUGGACGGUCUCAUCGGCGCCGAGGAGAGAAUCAUCAAUAGCAAGGCUAACAUGGGACCCAAUGUGGUGAUUGAUGAGUCUCUGGAUGUUAAAGAAGUUGUUUACAGUGCAGAGAGAAUCCGCGUAAUGCAUGAUGAUGAGCUGGAGACCUACAGACCUCUUGGCGAGGACUUCAGCUUCGGCAGCAACAUUCUUAUCGGCCUGCUGGUGAUCGCCGUCGCCAUAGCGACAGUGAUCGUGAUCAGCCUGGUGCUGCUGCGGAAGCGCCAGUACGGCACCAUCAGCCACGGCAUCGUGGAGGUGGACCCCAUGUUGACGCCCGAAGAGCGCCACCUCAACAAAAUGCAAAACCACGGCUACGAGAACCCCACCUACAAAUACCUGGAGCAGAUGCAGAUUUAAACCUGAGGGGGGCGCCGCCCACUGCUGCGUACUACUGACCAAUAAUUCCAUAACAAAAUGAUGAUAACACGAUGAGCUCAUUUGCAUACACGCAAAAACAACCCUUCUACUAUUGUACAAUAGCGCGCUUAUUUUAUUUUUUCCUUUUUUAUUUUUAUUUUUCACCUUUGUUAUCUCAUCAUUUCCAUUACCUUGGAUCAAAGAUGUAUCACAUUUAUGAUUUUUUUUUUUUUUGUGAAAAUUUUUUUUAGAUGUGAAUCAAAUGCUUCUUUUCAUGUUUUUACGACGGAACUGAGGCCGCCAUUUUUGGUUUUUCCCCUUCAAUGGUUCGAUUGUAUGUGAAGGUUCUUUGCAGCAAUAUAGCAGUGUUCCCACCAAUUUUUGAGGGGAAAAAAAUAAAAAUUGACAGGAAUUUUUGAAAUGUUGACUAUCGUGCGCUAUCAUAAAUUAUAAACCAAUUAUGUAAACGAAGAGUCUUACAAAAAUCUACAGUCUUGAAAUGCAGUUUUUAACUCUUUGAAUGCCAUUGACGGUGCUAAGCGCUGUCAGCCCUUCAGGUUCAAAAAGAAUGGACGUCUACUAGUGGUAAACUAAGGAGGAUGAUCGGACGCCACAGGAUUGGACGUCUAGCCCCGUAAAUGGCACUGAAAAAGUUAACGAACACAAAAAUACAAUGCGAUUCAGUACAAUGGUAAAGAACUGUUUCCGCCUGGUGGCCCGCUAGGCUUAUAAAGUACACUGAAAAAGACAAACACUAUUGAAAAUGGAUGUCAAGAUGAUAUAAUAGAAAUGUAUUUCUACAUUUCAAAUGUUAUUAACUCAUUCACUACUGUUGACGGCGAUAGAUGUCCAAUUUAUUUCAAGUAGGAGGAAUCGUUAGAUCGUCAAUGGCGCUGAAUGAGCUAACAAGGUUUGCCACACUACCAACUUUUGUUGAAUGUAAGAUGGAAUGUUCUAUUUUGGACUGUUAGGGGAUGAAGUAUUGUUAGGUUUUUUUUUUCCCCAUCUUAAACUUAACCCUUUAUAGGGCAAGUGACUAUUUAAAUAAAUUGAACUUAAACAUUUUUUUUUCAAUUGUUGAUCAUAACUAAUUUUUACAUGUAUUUUUCUAUAUUUUUGCAUAAAUACAAUUAUAAAUUCUUGCAUGUUAAUAUAAACAUAAUUAACACUAGGAGUCCCUGAGAAUUCUGGUACUCCUACUAGUCCCAAACAAUGACCAAUAUGGCCUCUCCCCCAGAAAUCCCAGAGGGGGAGAAAAUGACCCAAGUGCUUUUGAAUUGGCAAGUCAUUGCUGGACAGACAACCGCCGUUCAUAUGGAAAUGCAACCACUAGACAUACAUUAACUUCAGGCACAAUGACCACAAUCCAUGCUCCAUGCCCCUGAUUAAGUCCUUCUAAAGUAUAGACACAAUUCCUGCUUUACACUCAAAUUGCAGUUCUAAAACGUUUUUUUUUUUUCCUUCAAAACAAUGUACACAUUUGGGCCAUUUUUUCUGUCGUCGUGUGUGGAGUAUAGGAGAAGUGAAUUUUAAAAAUGUGUAAAAAGUGUCAAACUUCAAAAAUAAAUGUUAAUUAAAUAAAUGUAGCGUGACUUGAACUGACACAAACUAUCACGAGUCACGGAGGAGAGGCCAAAUCUGCCAUUGCUAGGAAAUAUUAGUGUUUGUCUUGGGAAAGGCCAAGUCGGCCUCUGCUGGGUUUUUUAGUGUUAAUGACAUUAAAAUGUUGAUUUUUUUUAAUUUAUUAGAAUUAUUUUUCUAUGUCAUAUUGAGCUCAUUGGCAUCCAUUGACAGUGCUCGACAAAGUCAGCCCUCCCAGUCAAAAUGGCUUGGAUGUCAAACGCCGACAAUGGCAGCCAAUGAGCUCCAUCAGUGCCCUAUAAAGGGUUAACCCCCCCUCCCCCAACCAUUUUAAAAAGUGGUACCUUCCCGCAAAAACAAAGCAUGUAUCUCAACAUAAAAAUGUACAUAAACAGAUAUUUACAAAACAACCUCCAUUUUCGUCCCCAAAAUUCCAAAUUGUCAUGAAAUAUGAACUAAAAUCUCAUUUUGCCGUCUUUGUAUAGUCGUUGUUACAAUCAAAGCUUUUUCUUUCAGGAGGACUUUUUUCUGUGCUGGUGUGCAUUGUUCUGAUACAUAAGAUGAUAUUUUAAAUAUAUAUUCUUUUUCUAUUUGUUCCUCGUCCUGUGACAGUACUGCACCCACCCCUCCCCUUAAAAAAAACAGCUUCAGUCUUGUAACUAUAAAUGCCUGUUUGACUGUGUGGCAAGACAACACACACAUGCGGCUAAUACUGUAUAUGCUGUAUUUGGUUUGUAUUAUUAGUCAUCGGAGAGUGGCGUUAACAAGCUUAUUUCUGGUUAAGGGGAGGACAUGUCAAUAAAGUCACCACUUACAGUCCAA